Molecule: messenger RNA, 762 nt
Organism: Haliotis rufescens (red abalone)
Lineage: Eukaryota; Metazoa; Mollusca; Gastropoda; Lepetellida; Haliotidae
Product: oxidized purine nucleoside triphosphate hydrolase-like
Exons: 4
Coding region: 157-633 (158 amino acids)
Biological process (GO): DNA protection
Molecular function (GO): 8-oxo-7,8-dihydroguanosine triphosphate pyrophosphatase activity
Source: RefSeq, a predicted model, not a curated record
CCGAUUUGCACUGGUUCUCUUAUGAUAGAAAUAAUAAAGUUGUUGCUGGCGGGAAAUAACGCGUAUACAAACAUUUACAGAGUAACACAAGUAGUUCCCCACGGUGUGCAAUAUACGAAGAUAAUCCUGUUCCUCGAGUUUGUAUAAUUUGAAGUCAUGGUAGCCAACAAGCUCCUCACACUGGUGUUUGUGAGGAAGGAGGCUCAGAUUCUACUGGGGUUGAAGAAGAGAGGGUUUGGUGAAGGUCGCUGGAAUGGCUUUGGAGGAAAAGUUGAAAAGGGGGAAACAAUUCUUGAAGCUGCCAAAAGAGAGCUGAAUGAAGAAAGUGGACUGACAGCUCACAGUCUGGAGCAGAUCGGUGUCCUCAAGUUUGAGUUUGUUGGCAAGCCACAGUGGCUGGAGGUGCAUGUGUUCCACACCCGGGACUACGCGGGAGAGCCCACAGAGACCUCAGAAAUGCGUCCCCAGUGGUACAACAUUGACUCGAUACCGUACGACAUAAUGUGGCCUGAUGACAAGCAGUGGUUCCCCCUCAUGUUAAAGGAAGCUAAGUUUAACGGAUACUACCUGUUUGAAGGAAUGGACAUUAUACUGAAGGAAGACCUGAAAGAAGUGCAAUCAUUGGAUGUCUGAAUGGAAUGUGUUUUUUCUACAUUGGCAUAUGUGGACUGAAGAUUUAAAAAAUUGUACCAAGGAUUUUAAUGCCUUUUUAGUUUGCCAUUACAUCGUCAAUGGAUAUUAAAAUUGUAUGUUUUUUAUUUA